Molecule: messenger RNA, 805 nt
Organism: Racocetra fulgida
Lineage: Eukaryota; Fungi; Glomeromycota; Glomeromycetes; Diversisporales; Gigasporaceae
Source: the annotation of a GenBank genome assembly
AUGAAAAAUUCUAAUGAUACUCCGGCAUCUAAUAUAUCUGAUAAUACUUCAGACUCUGAUGAUGUAUCUAACUUCGAUAUAUGCCAGGAAUCGGAAAACCAAUAUCUCACAUCUCCUAUUCUCGUAGGGCCUAAAUCAUCGGAAGACGACGAUUUCCUAGAUUCAACAUAUAAAGAAAAGGUUAGUAAAAAGAUAAUUCAGAGUAUUAGAGAGAAGAAAUUUCAAGUUCAAGAGAAAAUCAUAACUUCUCAGGAUAUUAAAUCUUCUUUGAGUGUAAAAGGCGGGCAGGGGUUGAUCCAAGAAUUAUUUACUCUAGAGCCGUCUCUACAAGAAUCAAAUAUAAUUCAAAACCAUACGAUUGGAAUUUCUGAGACCGGCGGUCCCGGAAAAUCUAACAUUGACGAAGCAUCGCAACAUCUAGCUCAGUUAUAUAAUGUAGGACAUCAAAUUUCAUCCGAAAAUACUGAAAUUUUGGCCCAUCUCGGAAAAAUCUUACCCAUAUCUGAAGAUUCAUCAUCCACACUAGCUAAGGCAGAGACCAAUAUUGACUAUGAUGAUGUAUAUUUUGAUGAAGAAUUUGAUGAUGAUGUGUAUUUUGAUGAAGAGGUUGCUUCGCGAUCAGAUAAGGUAGAGCCAGGCCAAAGAAGUUCUUCGAACCAGGCGCUUUCACACGAUGAUAGUGACCAUAGUUACAACAAUGAUUCUGAAGAAGAGAUGCCAGAUGAAUCGGAUGAUGAUAGAUAUAGUAGGUGCGGUGGAUAUAAUGAAUAUGGUGAAUCUGAUAGAGGUUAUUAUUAUGAUUUAA